Messenger RNA from Labrus mixtus (cuckoo wrasse), 1715 nucleotides. RefSeq names its product mitochondrial chaperone BCS1 (gene bcs1l). NCBI's taxonomy places the organism in Eukaryota, Metazoa, Chordata, Actinopteri, Labriformes, Labridae. The transcript has 7 exons. The record is from RefSeq and is a predicted model, not a curated record. Gene Ontology annotation, molecular function: ATP hydrolysis activity; ATP binding. Gene Ontology annotation, cellular component: mitochondrial inner membrane. Gene Ontology annotation, biological process: mitochondrial respiratory chain complex III assembly; protein insertion into mitochondrial inner membrane from matrix. Bases 279 to 1541 code for a protein of 420 amino acids.
UAUCUGUGUGGGGACGUGGAUAGUCUCCAACACAAAGCGACACGAGUUGCAGAUAAAUACGGCAAAUCCGUGGGAUGUUAUUUCCUGGUUUGACAUCAUGACAGCAUUCAUCAGAAGAAAGUAUCACUACAUGUGAGGUAUGAGUCAGAAAGCGUCUCUCUUUGGAUGCUGGCAUAACUAGUGCAUGUCCCAGCAAUCUGACAUUUGCACCUUUCCUGCAGCUCUGUGCUCCUACAAAAGAACAAGUCUGAUUUGACUGGAGGCUGUGCACCAGCAACAUGCCCCUGUCAGACUUUCUGGACGGCCUGAAGGACAACCCAUACUUCGGGGCUGGCUUUGGACUGGUUGGUGUUGGCACAGCGUUGGCAGUGGCCAGGAAAGGAGCCCAGGUGGGGAUGGUCUUCUUCCGCAGGAACUACAUGAUCACUCUGGAGGUCCCCAGCCGAGAUAAGAGCUAUCACUGGCUGCUGAGCUGGAUCACCAAGCACGCCAGACACACGCAGCACCUGAGCGUGGAGACGUCCUACCUGGCUCACGAGAGCGGACGGGUUCACACGCAGUUUGACUUCCACCCGAGCCCUGGGAACCACAUCAUCUGGUAUGGGAGGAAGUGGAUCAGGGUGGAGAGAACCAGAGAGAAGCAGAUGGUGGAUCUGCACACUGGGACCCCGUGGGAGUCUGUGACCUUCACCGCAUUAGGCAGAGACAGACAGAUUUUCUUCAAUAUAUUACAAGAAGCCAGAGAAUUGGCCCUGAAGCAGGAAGAGGGACGGACAGUGAUGUACACGGCCAUGGGUGCUGAGUGGAGGCCUUUUGGGUUUCCUCGGCGACGCAGACCCCUCAGCUCUGUGGUGCUGGAGGAAGGCGUUGGGGAAAAGAUCGUAGAUGACGUGAAGGAGUUCAUUGGAAACCCCAAGUGGUACACAGACAGAGGUAUUCCCUACAGAAGAGGAUAUCUGCUGUACGGCCCCCCUGGGUGUGGAAAAAGCAGCUUUAUCACGGCUCUGGCAGGUGAGCUGGGUUACAGCAUCUGUCUGAUGAGUCUGAGCGAUCGAAGCCUUUCAGACGACCGCCUGAAUCACCUGCUGAGCGUGGCUCCGCAGCAGAGCAUCAUUCUGCUGGAGGACGUAGAUGCUGCCUUUGUCAGCAGAGAUCUGCUUCCAACAGAGAACCCUCUGGCCUUCCAGGGAAUGGGGAGACUCACCUUUAGCGGCCUGCUGAAUUCUCUGGAUGGAGUGGCUUCAUCUGAGGCCAGGAUCGUUUUUAUGACCACCAACUUCAUUGAAAGGUUAGAUGCAGCUCUGAUCCGACCCGGCCGUGUUGACCUGAAGCAGUAUAUUGGACACUGCACUCACCGUCAGCUUGAACAGAUGUUCAGGCGGUUCUACCCUGACGUGGCUGCCUCCGAGGCGGAGCGUUUUGCGGAACAAGCGUUGGCUACACACACUGAGAUUAGCGCUGCUCAGGUGCAAGGACACUUUCUGCUGCACAAAAUGGACCCUAAAGGCUCUAUAGACAAUGUUUCCCAACUAAAAGUAUGACGGGACUGGAAGGAGGUAGAGACUGAUGACUGAAAAAAAAGAGAAACAUGUUUUUUCUUAGUAGUGCUACUAUCGUCGACUGUUGUGCACUCUGUUUGAAAUAUAUACGAUUGAUAACAAAUGAAUGCAUUACUGUUCAGUGCAUUGGACUACAUAAAAGGAAUAUAUUCUCCA